Messenger RNA from Eurytemora carolleeae, 2757 nucleotides. RefSeq names its product ubiquitin carboxyl-terminal hydrolase 2. The transcript is spliced from 23 exons. Gene Ontology annotation, molecular function: cysteine-type deubiquitinase activity. The record is from RefSeq and is a predicted model, not a curated record. Gene Ontology annotation, biological process: protein deubiquitination. NCBI's taxonomy places the organism in Eukaryota, Metazoa, Arthropoda, Copepoda, Calanoida, Temoridae. Bases 229 to 2004 code for a protein of 591 amino acids.
UAACUGUUAAACAUUUCUCUUUUUAGUUUAAACAAAGCAAUUCUUGGCUCAACAAAUGGAACAGAGUUUUCAUCCUCUACGUUCUCGAGAGGUCGAAAUUCGUCAACACUUGGGACGAAUUUGACCGACUCGGACGAUUUUUCAGUGCAGAGUUUUAAACCCAAGGUUGAUCGAUCUUUAAAACAAGUUGCUGAAGCAGUGUAUUCCAGAGUCAAGCCUGGUCUCGAUAUGGCUGGUCUGCUGGAGGUUGAAGGAGAACUAGCUGAGCUGAGUGUGAGUAGGACUAAGGAUAAUCUGGAGAAGGAACUUGAGUGGACUAAACUCUGUAAAACAAGAGAGGAUGCAUCAAACGAGGAGAUGAAAGCGGCGCUCAACCAACAAGCCGAAAGAUUGUUCGAGGAGAUUGAGGAGUUGACUGCAAAGAACCUGGAGAAGGACAAGCGUGAGAUGGAACUAGUUCAAGAAAUAGAUAAACUUAGAUUGCGUCUGAAGAAGGAAUCUGAAAAGGAGAUGAUCGGAGAGGCAAGAAGGCUGGAAGAAAGAAGAAAGGAAGAAGAGAACAGAAGAAGAAUGCGCUUUAAAGAAGAGGAAGCGGCCAAACUAAAGAGAGAAGUGGAAGAGAAGAGAAGAAUAAGGAAGAAAGCAGCUGCGGAGCAAAGAAGAAGAGAUGAGGAGAAGGGAAUGGAAGAGGAGAGAAGAAGGGAAGAGGCUAGAAACAGAAGAAGGCAGGAGGAGAAGGAGUAUAGAGAGAAGUUAAAAGAUGAGGGCUCUAGUUCUAACAGUGGUAUGCGUCGGUCCUACUCAAGUCCUAAUAUUGCCCGGAUGUUGGAGAAAGGACCGAACGAGGAUAAAAGUCCAGGGAUCUCUACGCCCAAGUUUCCGAAGUUUGACCGAGCGCAGAAGCCGAGUGAUAUUGUCAAGCGGGAUUUCGCCGGAGUUUGGGGAACUACAACUAAACCAGGACUUACGGGACUUAGGAACCUCGGGAAUACCUGCUAUAUGAACAGCAUAUUGCAGUGUGUGUCCCACACUCUCCCACUCUCCCAAUAUUUUGAAUCUGGGCGCUACCAGGAGGACGUUAAUAAAUACAGCGAGACAAGAGGAUUGGUUGCAUACGAGUUUGCUGCCCUGAUGCAGUCCCUGUGGUCCAACCAGUUCAAGUUUAUCAGUCCGGCGGACAUCAAGGAGGCAGUGGGCAGGAUUAAGGUGGAGUUUGCCGGCCGGGACCAACAGGAUUCUCAUGAGUUUGCCUGUAAACUUCUUGAAUGGCUUCAUGAAGACACGAAUAGAGUUCAGCGUCCCUCUAAGAUGCCGGAAAUAGAUAACACCACUAUUCCAGAGGCAGAGGCUUGCCGAAAAUUCUGGAAAGCUUUCCUUGAUCGUAAUCAGAGUAUUAUAGUACAGUUGUUCUACGGUCUUACGAAGCAGACUACCCAGUGUCUAAACUGUCGAGCCAAGAGUAUCAAAUUUCAGGAGUUCUACAAUCUUAACUUAUUCAUACCUAAUGGUAACUCUAAGAGUAGUUUGCGAGACUGUUUAGCCCGGUUUGUUCAGGAGAACAGGAUAGACUAUACUUGUGAGAAGUGCAGGAAAUCCGAUGGAGCUGUACAAAAAAUGGAUAUUGUUAAACUUCCUCCUUUUCUUAUUAUUCAUCUAGAGCGCUUUUAUCCUGAUGAAGAGAUAUUCAGGUCGGGGGAGCAAAAAUAUAGGAAAAAACAGAACUUCGUCAAUUUCCAGCUUUCAGAUCUUAAUCUAGGUGAUUUUGUUUCUGGCACAGAGAAUUCUUAUUCGAACUUCAAUCUGUAUGCGGUCUCUAAUCAUUUUGGAAGCCUUGAAGGAGGGCACUAUACAGCCGUGUGUUACAGUAAACACAUGAAACGGUGGUACAAAUACGAUGAUCAAGAUGUGACGUCUAUAAGUGAAGGAUCAGUACAGUCCUCUGCCGCGUAUAUUCUUUUCUACUCUGCUACGAACGCCAGCAAUUCUCUUCUCCCUUUAGGCUAAGAUGGUUGAGUAGAACAAGAGCUGGACAAUGUAUUUCCAAGAAAUCAACCAGGAAAUCAUUACUUUUUUUGCUUUCCGUUUUAUUCUUCUUAUUAUCCUUUGCUUCCUGUUUUAUUUUCUUAUCAUCCUUUACUUACUCUUCUGCCUACUCUGGAAUAUGUUCUACUAAAGCCCAUUCUCAUCAUAAACUUUGAUUGAAUUAUAGCAAUAUAUUUAUAGGUUAAUAUAAUUCUAGGAUUUUCUAUUGCAAUCCUUACUAUAAAGGAUUGCUUUAUAAACGCACGUUGGGUUUAAAACUAAUUUCUGGUUAUAAACUUACAGCCCCCCAUCCCCCACCAUUUUUUGUUUGUUUUUUAACAACUACAAUUUAGCAUCGAAUAAAAACGUCGAUUUUUUUUGGUUUCUCGUCUAAUUUUUCAAUAUAUUGAAAGGGGAAUAAUUUGAACUCGACGCCGCGAGGAGAAACGUUUUCUGUUCGCCUAGCCUUGUCUAAUCUUGGAGAGUAGAAACUUAGAAUUAUAUUGACUUCUGAACUGAAUUUGAUUCGUGCUUAUAAUCUGUUCAAAUUAUAUUAAUUAUGUUAAAACACACGAAGCAUUCCUUGUAAACAACUCGAAUUCUUGCAUGCAAAUUAUGUAGUAAAGAUAACGAUGUAAUUAUUAAUAUUAAUUUUAUAUUUAUUAUAUUUCGAUAAAAAAAUUGUGAUAUUUUUACAAAUUGGAUGUACAUUUAAUAAAGAAGUUAUGAUCAGAA